UCAACAGGCGUCAGCCAACUACGCAGUUGGUAGAUUUCAUAGAUUUGGUGGAAAUUUCCGCUCCAAACAGUCGAAGCCCGGCGGCAGAGAGCGGCUCCGCUGCGGCUUCCCUUCAGCCGGAGGCGGGUUCAGGGUUCCGGGUUCCGGGUUCCGGCUCCGCGCCUCGUCUCAUCCCGGCGCUUCGGUUUGUGUCGCAGCGGCUUGUUUGUUGUUUCCGAGGCUCAUGGCGCUAGCAGCGAGCUAGCAGCGACUCCGCUCUCCGCUCUCCGCUCUCUCUCCGCUUCUUGUCUCGCUGAUGGAGCUCCAGGCCGGAGGACCGGCCGGAGCCUCGCUGCUCGGCGGCAGCAACGUGCCGGCCUUCCUCACCAAGCUGUGGACCCUGGUGGAGGACCCGGACACCGACCCGCUGAUCUGCUGGAGCCCGAAUGGAACCAGCUUCCAUGUGUUCGACCAGGGCCGGUUCUCCAAAGAAGUUCUUCCCAAGUUCUUCAAACACAACAACAUGGCCAGCUUCAUCCGCCAGCUCAACAUGUACGGGUUCCGUAAGGUGGUACACAUCGAGCACGGAGGUCUGGUGAAACCAGAGAGAGACGACACCGAGUUCCAGCACCCGUUCUUCAUCCGAGGACAGGAACACCUGCUGGAGAACAUCAAACGCAAAGUCACCAGUGUCUCCUCGGUGAGGCAGGAGGAAGUGAAGAUCUCGUCAGAGGAAGUGUCCAAGAUCCUGAACGACGUUCAGGUGAUGAAGGGAAAACAGGAAACCAUCGACGCCAAAAUCAUCGCCAUGAGGCAUGAGAACGAGGCUCUGUGGAGGGAGGUGGCCAGCCUCAGGCAGAAACAUGUCCAGCAGCAGAAACUUGUCAACAAGCUGAUCCAGUUCCUGGUGUCUCUGGUCCAGUCCAACAGAGUUCUGGGAAUGAAGAGGAAGAUCCCCCUGAUGCUGAAUGACUCAAGCUCCGCCCACUCGCUGCCCAAAUACAGUCGCCCGUUUCCCCUGGAGCACCUGCAGGCCUCCCCGGCCAUAUCGGCCUCAGCCAGCAUGUACUCAGCUGACACUCCUCUGAAGUCUGGACCAAUCAUCUCUGACAUCACAGAGCUGGCCACGCCCACAGCUAUAGAGAUCAGCAGCGACUGGACGGAUGCAGGAGAAAUCCCAUUGGUCCAUGUCAAGGAGGAACCGUCCAGUCCUGAGGUGGAGGAGGUGUGCCCUGUUCUGGAGGGAGGGGCCACGCCUGUAGACACGCCCCUUUCUCCCACAACAUUCAUCAACUCCAUCCUGCAGGAACAUGAGACAAACCCCUCCCACAACACAUCUACAGCCAGUCCUCUACCAGUCAGUCCCAUCUUUGCUUUGGACGCCUCCACCACAGGGCCCAUCCCACCAGCCCCGGCCAGCCAAUCGCAUCCCGCUGCGAACCCAAACCCCGCCCCCAGCCCCCACAGGUGUCUGAGUGUGGCGUGUAUCGACAGGUCGGAGCUGUCUGAUCAUGUGGAGACCAUCGACAGCAGUCUGGAGAACCUGCAGAACAUUCUGAACUCUCAGAAUCUCAGCUUUGACUCCUCCCCCCUGUUUGAGUUUUUCAGCUCCUCUUGUCCCAGUGGGGAAUUUGACCUGGACAGCCUGGAUACUCUGCUCUCCUCAGAGACCAAAACGUCCGACAACAGCAACAACUCCACUAGCGCAGGGAGGCAGCUGGUGCAGUACACGGCCACGCCCAUGGCGGCGUCUGACCUGGGCGAGGCCGACCUGCCCGCCCUGCUGGAGCUGGAGGGCGAGUCGUACUUCAGCACCGACCCCCCCUCUGACCCCGCCGCCGCCCUGCUCGCCGCGGCAGGCGUCCCGACCCAGACCCACCUGGACUCUGAUCUCUGACCUCUCACCUGCCCCGUGGACUUCCAGGCUGAUCUCUGACCUCCAGACUUCCUGUGGUAGACCAGCUUCUCCAAGGAGCUGUAAACGAAGGCGGGGCUGCGAUCUGCUCUGCACUGUAAGGAUCAGCAGACCACAUCGAUCACAGAACACCAAGACUACCUGAACACCUGGGCUCCUGAGCUGCUGAACACCUGGGCUCCUGAGCUGCUGAACACCUGGGCUCCUGAGCUGCUGAACACCUGGGCUCCUGGGCUCCUGGGCUCCUGAACACCUGGGCUCCUGGGCUCCUGAACACCUGGGCUCCUGAGCUGCUGAACACCUGGGCUCCUGAGCUGCUGAACACCUGGGCUCCUGGGCUCCUGGGCUCCUGAACACCUGGGCUCCUGAGCUGCUGAACACCUGGGCUCCUGGGCUCCUGAAUGGACACCAACCUUUUAUUUCUAGCAUGAUCUGCUGG
Myripristis murdjan (pinecone soldierfish) is the source of this 2333-nucleotide messenger RNA. RefSeq names its product heat shock transcription factor 1 (gene hsf1). The transcript is spliced from 15 exons. The coding region runs from base 296 to 1876 and encodes 526 amino acids. NCBI's taxonomy places the organism in Eukaryota, Metazoa, Chordata, Actinopteri, Holocentriformes, Holocentridae. Gene Ontology annotation, molecular function: DNA-binding transcription factor activity; sequence-specific DNA binding. Gene Ontology annotation, biological process: regulation of DNA-templated transcription. The record is from RefSeq and is a predicted model, not a curated record.